Marmota flaviventris (yellow-bellied marmot) is the source of this 4228-nucleotide messenger RNA. It is a transcript of the gene Dgkq, whose product is annotated as diacylglycerol kinase theta. Gene Ontology annotation, biological process: phospholipase C-activating G protein-coupled receptor signaling pathway. NCBI's taxonomy places the organism in Eukaryota, Metazoa, Chordata, Mammalia, Rodentia, Sciuridae. Gene Ontology annotation, cellular component: membrane. Gene Ontology annotation, molecular function: ATP-dependent diacylglycerol kinase activity. The record is from RefSeq and is a predicted model, not a curated record.
GGCGGAGCACGGCGUCAGUCUUCCAGCGCCGACUCGGCCUGUACCCGCCUGCGAUCAGGGCUCGCGCUGCUCGGACCGGGAUGGCAGCGGCGACCGAGCCCGGGGCACGCGCCUGGCUGGGCGGCGGCUCCGUGCGCCCCAGCAGCCCGGCCAGCAGCCCUGUGCUGGGUGCCCGAGGCCACGCGCGCCAGGGGCCGGGGCCGGGGUCGGAGCGGGCUGGCGGCAGAGCCCCUGGCCCCGCCGCUGCGGGUCACAGCUUCCGGAAGGUGACGCUCACCAAGCCCACCUUCUGCCACCUCUGCUCCGACUUUGUCUGGGGGCUCGCCGGCUUCCUGUGCGAUGUCUGCAACUUCAUGUCCCAUGAGAAGUGCCUGAAGCAUGUGAGGACGCCGUGCACGGGCAUCGCGCCCAGCCUGGUGAGGGUCCCUGUAGCCCACUGCUUCGGCCCCCGGGGGCUUUACAAGCGCAGGUUCUGUUCUGUGUGUCGCAAGGGCUUGGAGGCACCCGCACUUCGCUGUGAAGUGUGUGAGCUGCACGUUCACCCCGACUGUGUGCCCUUCGCCUGCAGCGACUGCCGCCAGUGCCACCAGGAUGGACACCAGGACCAUGACACGCAUCACCACCACUGGCGGGAGGGGAACCUGCCCUCCGGCACGCGCUGCGAGGUCUGCAGGAAGACGUGUGGGUCCUCCGAUGUGCCGGCAGGUGUGCGCUGCGAGUGGUGUGGUGUCCAGGCCCAUGCGGUGUGCUCCACGGCGCUUGCUCCAGAGUGUGCGUUUGGGCGCCUGCGCUCCAUGGUCCUGCCCCCCUCGUGUGUGCGCCUGCUGUCCCGCAACUUCAGCAAGAUGCACUGCUUCCGCAUUGCUGAGGCUGUGGUGCCAGAGCCAGGUGACAGGGACGAUGGAGCAGAUGGAAUUGCUACCGGGGUGCUGGGCAGAGAGGCCCUGGUGGCUCCAGAGUCAGGCAAGCAGACCCUGAAGAUCUUUGAUGGCAAUGAUGCCAUCAGGAGAAACCAGUUCCGCCUGGUGACUGUCCCGCGGCUGGCCAGGAGCCAGGAGGUGCUGGAGGUGGCGCUGCGGGCCUACUGUGUCAUUGAGGAUGCUCGGGACUUUGAGCUGCAGGCGCUGCCCCUGCCUUCACUGAGUGGUGACACCCAGGCCCUGGGGAAGACUGGGCUAAGUGGUCCUGUAGAGGAGGAGGGCAGCAGAGUCUCUGGGCCCCAGGAGCCCAUGCCCGAGGCCUGGGUCAUUCGUUCCUUGCCUCGGACGCAGGAGGUCCUGAAGAUCUAUCCAGCUUGGCUCAAGGUGGGUGUGGCCUACGUGUCCAUCCGUGUGACCCCACAGAGCACAGCGCAGACCGUGGUGCUGGAGGUCCUCCCGCUGUUCGGGCGCCAGGUUGAGGGUCCUGAGAGCUUCCAGCUGGUCGAGGUGCUCAUGGGCAGCAAGCAAGUCCAGCGGACAGUGCUAGCAGAUGAGGAGCCCCUGCUUGAUCGGCUUCGGGACAUCCGGCAGACAUCUGUGCGGCAGGUGAGCCAGACACGGUUCUAUGUCACCGAGAGCCGGACCGUAACCCCACACGUCUCUCUGUUCGUGGGUGGCCUGCCACCUGGCCUGUCCCCCCAGGAAUACAGUCACCUGCUGCAUGAGGCUAUGGCCACCAAAGCUGCCGUGGUGUCCGUGAGCCAUGUCUACAACUCGCAAGGUGCGGUGGUGCUGGACGUGGCCUGCUUUGCUGAGGCUGAGCGGUUGUUCAUGCUGGGCAGGGACACGAUGGUGCGUGGCCGGCCGCUGUCGCUGCUGGUGCUCCCAGACGUGCUGCACAUGAAGCUGCCCCCAGAUUGCUGCCCGCUCCUCGUGUUCGUGAACCCCAAAAGUGGGGGCCUCAAGGGCCGAGACCUGCUCUGCAGCUUCCGCAGGCUGCUGAACCCACACCAGGUCUUCGAGCUGACCAAUGGGGGGCCUCUUCCUGGGUUUCAUCUGUUCUCCCAGGUACCCUGCUUCCGGGUGCUGGUGUGUGGUGGGGAUGGCACCGUGGGCUGGGUGCUUGGCGCUCUGGAGGAGAUACGACACCGUCUGGCCUGUCCAGAGCCAUCCGUGGCCAUCCUGCCCCUGGGCACAGGGAAUGACCUUGGCCGAGUGCUCCGCUGGGGGGCAGGCUACAGCGGGGAAGACCCGUUCUCUGUGCUUGUGUCUGUGGAUGAGGCUGAUGCUGUGCUUAUGGACCGCUGGACCAUCCUGCUGGACGCCCAGGAGGCCAGUAGUACCGAGAACAGUGUAGUGGACACAGAGCCCCCCAAGAUAGUGCAGAUGAGUAACUACUGUGGCAUUGGCAUUGAUGCUGAGCUCAGCCUGGACUUCCACCAGGCGAGGGAGGAGGAGCCUGGCAAGUUCACCAGCAGGUUCCACAAUAAGGGUGUGUAUGUGCGGGUUGGGCUACAGAAGAUCAGCCACUCCCGCGGCCUCCACAGGGAGCUCAGGCUGCAGGUUGAACAGCAGGAGGUGGAGCUGCCCAGCAUUGAGGGCCUCAUCUUCAUCAACAUCCCCAGCUGGGGCUCAGGGGCUGACCUGUGGGGCUCAGACAGCGACCCGAGGUUCGAGAAGCCACGCAUGGACGACGGGCUGCUGGAGGUGGUGGGUGUGACAGGCGUCAUGCACAUGGGCCAGGUGCAGGGUGGGCUGCGCUCUGGGAUCCGCAUCGCCCAGGGUUCCUAUUUCCGAGUCACGCUCCUCAAGGCUACUCCUGUGCAGGUGGAUGGUGAGCCCUGGGUUCAGGCCCCGGGGCAUAUGAUCAUCUCAGCUGCUGGUCCCAAGGUGCACAUGCUAAGGAAGGCCAAGCAGAGACCCAGAAAGCUGCUCCGAGUUCACACACUGGCUGGCCAGCAGAUGGACCCAUCACCUGGACCCCAGCAUCUUCCCAGGCCCAGAUGUUUCCGGCUCUUGUCCUUGUCUGGUGUUACGUGGACACUGAUGGGAGGCGGGUGGCCAUCUCCCCCUUGGCCCAAGGGCAGCUGUGUAGCAGGUGGGCACUGUUCCCUCAGGGGCUGGGAUCCCACACCGGUGUUAGUCAUGGAAGUCCUGGGGAAGGGAGAACCGGGAGAUAGGGCCCAGGCUUCCCUCCUGGGGGUCGACACCCUCUCUUUGUAACCCUCCACCUGAGCACUAUAACUGGACAGCACUGGACAAGGGCCACGUGUGCCACUCUGACCAUUCCCCUGGAACUACUACUGGACCUCCUACUGGCCCUGUAGUAGCAAGUGCUGUCAGCUUUUCCUGCCCCUCCCGGUGGGAAGGUGGCCACCUCUGUUUGUCUUGGGGAAGGUGCCUUCCCUUUUUUCCAGCUUGCACUGUGGAAUGUGGCUGCAGGGUCUGUGCAGUACUGACUGGGCCUGGCUACCCUUCUCUAGGGCUGGUGGCGAAGGCUAAGGCAAGGGGAACGGCAUUCCCACACCUGUCAGUCCACCUUGAGCCCAGUUGGAGUGUGGGCUGGGCCCUGAGCAUAUUCCCUUGGGCCCCAGAGUCCACGGGCAGGGCUGGCGUGCACUGGUGGAAGUGUAGACCACUGCCAGGCCUCAGGCUCAACCACAGCACUUUACAUGCCUGCUGCUUGCCAGCAAGUGUCCCAUGUUCCCUUCCUGCCCUGGCUGUGUACCCCAGGCAGUUCUGCUUCCGGGCCACCCUGGGGCACCAUGCCAAGAUAGCCCUUGCACCUCAGAUCCCAAAGGAGUUUGACCAGAAACGAGAAACCUAUGUGGGAAGUCUCCAGAGGUCCCAACCCUAAAAAAGAGACCUCAGUCAGAUCUUCUCCCUUUGUCUGCUGGCACUGGGUCUGCAUGGCCAUGGCCCUUGACCUCAGAAGUGGCUGUGGCCUGGCCUGCAGCCCUGGAGAGCCUUGGUGCCAUUAAGCCCAGCCCCUUCUCCUGCUUCUGCCAAAAUUGCACAAAUGCGUCCUGGGGGCCACUUGUGGUCUCUUGUAUAGACAUUCCUUGUGUUCAUGUCAUAUGUAAUGUCCGAAACACGUCUUAGUGGUGUAACUAGUUUUUGCCUUGAUUCUCAUUUGCAAGAAUUGUUUGUUUGUUGUGGUCAGUGUGGCUUGUCCUCCAUUUACGUGAGACUGUCUGCCCACUGGGUGUGUGUGUCCCUGUGUGCUAGUCCUGUGUGUGACUGACUAACCACUCCUUGAAUGUGACCUAAUUUAUAUCAGGAUGAAUAGAAUCUGGACUCCACUGUUC